Molecule: messenger RNA, 1086 nt
Organism: Saccoglossus kowalevskii
Lineage: Eukaryota; Metazoa; Hemichordata; Enteropneusta; Harrimaniidae
Product: tartrate-resistant acid phosphatase type 5-like
Biological process (GO): bone resorption
Molecular function (GO): acid phosphatase activity
Source: RefSeq, a predicted model, not a curated record
GGCAUAAGCUCAUAAUCAUUGUUAUGACUCGUCGAGUAUUGGUUCCAGCUCUGACUGGUUUCAAUGAGGUGACGCUAAACAUGGUAGUCAUAUAUAAUGGUGUAUAUUAACUCCCUUAUAGGAUUUACAGUGUUUCUACUGGUGUGUAAAACACGAGCUUUCAUUCCAAACCAAAAUGCCGUUCGUUUCACGGCUCUGGGUGAUUGGGGUGGCAAGGCAACACAUCCAUAUACCACUGUGGUAGAAGUAGCCGUUGCCAAGGCAAUGGGCAAUGUAGCUGAUAUGUACCAAUCACAGUUCACGCUGGCGCUCGGUGAUAACUUUUAUGAGGACGGUGUUCUGAGUGUGGAUGACCCAAGAUUCCAGGAAACAUUCGAGAAUGUGUUCACAGCAAAAUCACUAUACAAUCCUUGGUAUGUGGUGGCUGGUAACCAUGACUACAACGGCAACGUUCAGGCCCAAGUUGAAUAUACCAACCGAUCAAAAAGAUGGGAGUUUCCAUCCUACUACUACAAUAAACGAUACAAUAUCCCAGGAUCCAAUGCUACCAUACUAUUUGUUAUGAUCGAUACCAUCAUCCUUUGCGGCAAUACGCAAGAUGACAUUCCCGGAGCAGAACUUUCUGGUCCCGAUGAUCCAGUGAGGGCGGAAGAGCAGUGGCAGUGGAUUGAAGCGACAUUAAAAAAAUCUACAGAUGAUUACGUCAUCGUAGCCGGACACUUUCCUGUAUGGUCGAUUGCUGAACACGGACCUACUCCAUUACUUGUAAACAGACUCAAGCCUAUGUUGGAAAAAUAUCGGACGACGGCAUAUUUUUCUGGGCACGACCACAAUCUCCAGUAUUUGAAAGAAGACAAUUCGACGGUUGAAUAUUUCGUGAUUGGCUCGGCACAUGUUGUAGACCCCUCAAUUGAACAUAAAAACAGUGUGCCACCUGGCUCCCUAAAAUUUCACUAUGCAGACACCAAUAGUCUUGGUGGAUUCGCCUACAUCGAGGUAUCAUCUACCAAUGCUACGUUCACGUUUGUCGAUGCCAUGUCAGCAAAAGACAUUUACCAGAGAGUGUUGUAUCCACGCACAAAAUAA